This is a messenger RNA of Scatophagus argus, 1831 nucleotides long. RefSeq names its product embigin (gene emb). Bases 185 to 1126 code for a protein of 313 amino acids. Gene Ontology annotation, biological process: axon guidance; homophilic cell-cell adhesion; dendrite self-avoidance. The transcript is spliced from 9 exons. Gene Ontology annotation, molecular function: cell-cell adhesion mediator activity. NCBI's taxonomy places the organism in Eukaryota, Metazoa, Chordata, Actinopteri, Scatophagidae. Gene Ontology annotation, cellular component: axon; plasma membrane. The record is from RefSeq and is a predicted model, not a curated record.
CAGCACUAAGAUGUGGACCCUGUCUGAUUGAAUAAUGGAUGGAGUGAGCCACCCACAGGCUGCAGGGUGAUAUCAUGACUGCGUCACUCGUGCAGCUGAAGGAGGAAGGGAGGGCUGGUUAGGCGAUGCAGCAGGAACAGCGAGGACCAGUGAGAGACUUUCCUUCAGAGAAGACAGAGGGGAAAUGAUCAUGUCAGCCUCCUGGAUGCAGCUCUGUUUUCAGAUCCUCCUCCUUUUCGUCUCCUGCAGACACAUCAAUACAAAGACUCCUGGCCCAACGCUGUUGCCACCAGUUCCCAUGAGUGCCCUGCGAUCUGUGAGGAAACUUGUUCUGAAAGCCCUCGACACAGGUGACAGUCACACUGAGAAGGUCGAGCUGUUGAACCCUGUGAACCUGUCACUGGAGUGCACCUUGGCUGGUAAUCACAACAAACUGCCAAACAUCACUGGGUUCUGGAAAAAAGACGGACGUGAAAUUGAGAACAGCCGCCUCACAGUGCAGUCGGAGAAUGAGCUGUAUCACCUCAAACGAGUGUUCAACAUUGAUGGUGAAGAAAAUCUUGGAAAUUAUUCAUGCGUGUUUGGAAAUGAAACAAAAAUAGACUUUGUUUUGGCAGUUCCACAGAUCGGUGAGGAGCGAGAUAAGCCCAUAGUCAGUUACUUGGGGGAUUCUGCGGUGCUGACAUGUAAAAUGGACAAACCCAAACCAGAACCCACCACGUGGAACUGGUAUAAAGCAAAUGGCACAAACAAGGAGCAGAUUUCCCCUGCCGCAGAGCCUCACCGGUACAAAAUCAAAUACAAGGAGAGGGAGACCUUUCUGCUGGUGUACAACCUGACAGAGGCUGACUCUGGCUUGUAUUACUGCAGUGCAGUGUACCCCGUCGGCACCUCGAUGGGCCACGUGGAGCUGAAGGUCAUCACCAUCUACGAGCCUUUGAAGCCUUUCAUUGCCAUCUUGGCUGAGGUGACCAUCCUGGUCAUUGCCAUUCUGAUCUACGAGAAGAGUCGUUCCAAGAAAAACAGCACAGCAGGAAAUGAAAUGAAUGACCUAACUAACACACAGCCACAGGAGGAAAAUGAUGCAUCAGAGAGAAGUUCUUCAAUGAGACAGCGCAAAGUUUGAAGACUGCACUUACUGAAAUCCGGUAGAUCUGAGCUUCCUGAAACUGCUGACAUAUUUUGCUGAUUUUCAAGUGACUGAGCUUGAAAGCAAUAUCUUAUGAACUAUGUCAAGAAUAAGACAUCUAUUGUAAUCAAAAAGUUUUCACCAAAGAAAGUGCACCACUUAAUAAUCAUUCCACGAGUAGGCACUUUAACCACAGAUUUCAUUUCUCAUUCUGUUUUACUGUUCUUUUGUUUUCUUUCAUCAUAAUGACUAAAGUAUCUACCAGUGUUUUACACUUGAAUCCUCUCACUUCCUGUGGAAAACAUGACACACAUCACUACGUCUGUCAUAAAAGAAGUGCUUUGUCUUUUUUCCUGGAAACAACGUGAACCUCAGCUCUUUACUUCUGGUGUUUACGCAUUGUGGACUGUGAGCAGUGCCUUACACUCUUAGAAUCACUUAACUAACCGGCAGCAUUAUAUAUUAUGUUCUUACAAUAAUAUGUGCCUAAUAUGUUGUGUAGUACCUUAACUUAUCAUAUUAGCUUAACAACCAGUAUGUCAACAAUUAUGCAUGGAGAGGCUUGAAACCAUCUCAUGUCUCUUUCACGUAUCAGAAGAUGGUCCUACAGAUCAUUUUGUCCAAUAAUCAUGACUUCAACCAUGUGUCUUACUUGGUGCCACUGUGUGUUAAUGAGCAAAUAAAAAAUACCAAUUGCUAUCA